Sipha flava (yellow sugarcane aphid) is the source of this 962-nucleotide messenger RNA. RefSeq names its product vesicle-associated membrane protein 2-like. NCBI's taxonomy places the organism in Eukaryota, Metazoa, Arthropoda, Insecta, Hemiptera, Aphididae. Gene Ontology annotation, biological process: vesicle-mediated transport; vesicle fusion. The transcript has 6 exons. The record is from RefSeq and is a predicted model, not a curated record. Gene Ontology annotation, molecular function: SNAP receptor activity; syntaxin binding. Gene Ontology annotation, cellular component: SNARE complex; plasma membrane. Bases 488 to 835 code for a protein of 115 amino acids.
CGUCGGGCACAAGCGCACGGCACCGCACCCGCGUUCGACAACGAGAGGGCGCGUGCGCGCCGUACAUACACACGCGCCCGUAGACGCGGAAGCGUUCGCACACACACACGCGCGCGCGCCAAAGCUCACAGCAGUGCCUUCUCGUCGUCGAACCUGCCGCCGCCGCCGCCGCCGUCAUCCCGUCGCCGCAGCCGUCGGCCGAAACGCAUCCACGUCCCGGGACGGUACAAACGCGCUACGCUACAACGGGCACGACUACGUGGUGCCGCUGCGACGGCCAGUACCAAGGUGUACCGCAUCCAUCACCGGUAGAACGAUAUAAGAGCGUCCGAGGCAACAAAUAACCGUCUCGCUCCACAGCAGCACACCACACCUUGCUGGCGCGCGCGACCUGCACUGCCCGUCACCAGUACGCGUUUAGUACACACGCACCGCGGCGUACAGCAGAAGCCGUAUCGUCCAACGUUCCCAUCGUUUUCUCGACAAAAUGGCUGAUGGUGCUGGGCUUACCGCAGGAGAUGACACAGUGGUUGGAGGUCCAAAAACGCCACAGCAGAUCGCGGCGCAAAAGCGACUGCAGCAAACUCAAGCACAAGUCGAUGAGGUAGUGGAUAUUAUGAAGACAAACGUGAUGAAGGUGCUGGACAGGGAUCAAAAACUCUCUGAACUAGAUGAUAGAGCAGAUGCUUUACAACAAGGAGCUUCGCAAUUUGAACAGCAGGCUGGAAAACUGAAGAGGAAGUUUUGGCUACAAAAUUUAAAGAUGAUGAUCAUAAUGGGAGUUAUUGGUCUCAUAAUUUUAGCUAUUAUAGUUGCUUGGUUUUCGGACGAUUAAAACAUAACAAACUUCGAUUGCAAGCCACCACACAUUUAAGAACUAACAACUGUCAUUACGUGACUAUAAUGGCAAAGAAACUUAAGGUGCAUUAAAACUAAAAAAAAAAAUAAAUAAAAAUAUUAUA